Thlaspi arvense is the source of this 1398-nucleotide messenger RNA. Lineage: Eukaryota; Viridiplantae; Streptophyta; Magnoliopsida; Brassicales; Brassicaceae. The record is from the annotation of a GenBank genome assembly.
AUGAAUCCUUUUCACGGUGCCGACGGGAAGCAAAGACCGGCGAUGUAUCCGGACAUCGAUCAAUCAAUUCCGGAUAAUCCUUUCGCUCAGACAAACCCUUAUGCCGCUUCUGCCCCUAAUCUCUACCCUUCUCCCUCCUCGAACAAUCUCGGGCCUAAUCUUUUCCCGGACCACGGAGAUGCAUCCAACAACCAGUCACCGUCUGCUCCGCCUCAAGCGACGGAGGAGGUUCUCAUCCGUGUCCCGGGCUCCAUUCUCAACCUUAUCGACAAAUCCUACAGCGUCGAACUCGCGUGCGGUGACUUCACCAUCGUUCGAAUCGUCCAGGGCCAGAACAUCGUCGCCGUUCUCGCCAACGUCGCCGAUGAGAUUCAAUGGCCGUUGAACAAGAGCGAGGUAGCAGCGAAGGUCGAUGGGUCGCACUAUUUCUUUUCAAUCCACCCGCCAAAGGAAGAGGGUCACGGAUCUGGGUCCGACUCCGAUGGUGAGAAGCAGGGGAAAAAGAGCAAUCCGAAACCGGAGGACGAAAUUCUCAAUUACGGAUUGACCAUUGCUUCGAAAGGGCAAGAGAACGUAUUAAACGAGCUCGACCGGGUUCUCCGGGACUAUUGCUGCUUCACGGAGCAGAGGAUGUCUGAAAAGGCGAAGGAGACGGGAGAGGAGGUGCUGGGAAACUCCAUGGCUGCGGCGACUUCGCCGGAGGAGCUGAAGGGUGAGAGGAAAGACAUCGUGGAGGGUCAAUGCGCGGCGUAUUGGACCACACUCGCGCCUAACAUCGAGGAUUACAGUAGCAAGACUGCUAAGUUGAUAGCUUCCGGGUCAGGUCAGCUGAUCAGAGGGAUACUUUGGUGUGGGGAUGUAACCGUGGAGAGACUCAGGAAGGGAAACGAGGUUAUGAAGAACAGGCUGAGUCGUGCUGAAAAGGAUAAGGACGUUAGCCCCGAGACAUUGAGGAGGAUCAAGAGGGUCAAGCGAGUGACACAAAUGACAGAGAAAGUGGCGACUGGUGUUCUCUCUGGUGCUGUCAAAGUGUCCGGAUUUAUCACCGGUUCGGUGGCAAACUCAAAAGCUGGAAAGAAGUUUUUAGGCCUCUUGCCUGGAGAGAUCAUUCUCGCAUCCCUCGAUGGAUUUAGCAAGAUCUGUGAUGCUGUUGAAGUGGCUGGAAAAAACGUCAUGUCGACUUCAUCAACUGUCACAACAGAACUCGUCAAUCACAAGUACGGCACAAAAGCAGCAGAGGCUACAAACGAAGGGCUAGACGCAGCAGGACAUGCUUUUGGAACCGCGUGGGUUGCUUUCAAGAUCCGAAAGGCACUUAACCCCAAAAGUGUCUUAAAGCCUUCGACAUUGGCCAAAUCUGCUGUUUCUGAUUUAAAAGCUAAGAAAGGCUCCAAGUAA